This is a messenger RNA of Rubroshorea leprosula, 720 nucleotides long. The record is from the annotation of a GenBank genome assembly. Lineage: Eukaryota; Viridiplantae; Streptophyta; Magnoliopsida; Malvales; Dipterocarpaceae.
AAUUUUGUAGAUCUUGAAUUAGAAGGCAGAAAUGGUCGUAAAAGCUUGGAUAGUGAAAAUGGGUAACCAAGUAAGCGCCACUCUGAAGCAUGCACUUCUUCUUGAACAUUCUUCGAAGAAGAAGAACCCCAAUAAGCAGCACGAGACCAUUGGCAUCCUCUCUUUCGAGGGUGUCUGUAAUUUGGUUUCCUCUGAUGAAAAUUAUCUUAUGGAGCUUGUUUUGGCUGAGAAGCGGGAAGAACUGAACAGGGUAGCAAGCGUGGUGUCUAUGUUGGGUAAGAAGUGCUGUGAACUUGCUUUGCAGGGGUUUGAGCAUGUGUAUGGGGAUAUUGUAAAUGGCGUUAUUGAUGUGAGGGAGUUGGGGUUCUUGGUGAAAGACAUGGAGGGUAUGGUGAGGAAGAUGCAGAGGUAUGUGAAUUGUACCACGAAUUUGUACAAUAAAAUGGAUGUCUUGAAUGAGCUAGAGCAAGCCACCAAGAAGUUUCAGCAUAAUCAGCAUGAGGAGUGCCAUAGGGCUUUUGAACAGAAAUUGGUUUGGCCGAAGCAGGAUGUGAGGCAUUUGAAGGAAAUUUCGCUUUGGAGCCAAACUUUUGAUAAGAUUGUAGUGGCAAGUGUUGAGGUUUUAAUGGUCCAAUGCCCAGAAUCAAACCAAUCAGCAACACAAUCAAACACCCAAGAACAGAAUAAGCAAACAAAGUAAAAUAAAGAGGACACCAGAAU